Molecule: messenger RNA, 3439 nt
Organism: Diachasmimorpha longicaudata
Lineage: Eukaryota; Metazoa; Arthropoda; Insecta; Hymenoptera; Braconidae
Gene: UbcE2H
Product: ubiquitin-conjugating enzyme E2 H
Exons: 6
Coding region: 801-1364 (187 amino acids)
Biological process (GO): protein polyubiquitination; ubiquitin-dependent protein catabolic process
Cellular component (GO): nucleus
Molecular function (GO): ubiquitin conjugating enzyme activity
Source: RefSeq, a predicted model, not a curated record
GUACAUGUGUGCGCCUUCUGGAGACACACAAGGCACAUACGACAAACUCCAAUACAACAUUUAAUUGUGGAGUUUGGUGGAGUUGCUGGCGCAGUGUGCGAUCAGACAAAGUUGGACUCAGUCGGCCACAGGUUGAUAGUUGUUUGGUUUGGGCUCGGGGGUAUUGUCAGGAUUGCCUUGACAGGUCGUCGGAUGUUAUUUUUUCAUUUUAAACGCACAUUCAUAACAAAAUACGUGAGAGACCUUGAGCGUGUGACCCGAGUUUGGUAAAAAAAAAAAAAGUUGAUAAGAAUCCUUUCAUUCUCAAUGCAUAAUUUCGUUUUUUUUUCCUUUAUUCCUCCUCCCUAUUUUUUAAGUGUCAUUUUAUGCCAAGUGAAUGAAGAAAGAUAUAUUGUGCGCCCGAGUGCAAGCAAGAAGACGAUUAAACUGUACUCCAGAGAGAACAAAGCCUAGUAUAGUGGGAAUGCCUGUUUUGGAAGCAAGUGUUAGGAUUUAUUGAUGAAGAAAAAUAUUGAUACUAGUAAAAUAGUGAAACCAUUGCUCUGAAUGCCAUCAAUUGGUCGUUGAAAUUGGUUAUUUUUUUUUAUCAACGUCUCGGACCAGUCGAAGGCGUUCUGCAAAACUGAAUAACCCGAGUCCAGGUCUUUUGUUAGAGUGUGAUGGUGGAAAGAGACUCAUGAGAUGAGAAAAAUAACCAAGUGACAUCAGGGGGAAUUAUUGUGAUUUUUACGUAAUUCGAAGAGGAUUUGGUCCCUUUGAUUGUCACUUCGUCCAUUGUUUGAACGAUUGGAUUGAGGAAGAUGUCGUCCCCGAGUGCUGGCAAGCGACGCAUGGACACCGAUGUUAUCAAGUUAAUAGAGAGCAAACACGAGGUGACGAUCCUCGGGGGACUCAACGAGUUUUCCGUCAAGUUUUACGGGCCACGUGGAACGCCGUACGAGGGUGGAAUAUGGAAAGUGAGAGUCCACUUGCCCGAACACUAUCCCUUCAAAUCACCUUCAAUUGGGUUCAUCAAUAAAGUUUAUCAUCCCAACAUCGACGAAGUGUCUGGUACGGUUUGUCUUGAUGUCAUUAAUCAGGCGUGGACGGCUCUUUACGAUUUAUCCAAUAUUUUUGAAUCUUUCCUGCCUCAGUUGCUAACAUAUCCCAAUCCGAUUGAUCCACUCAACGGCGAUGCCGCUGCUAUGUAUCUUCAUAAGCCAGAAGAAUACAAGAAAAAAGUUGCAGAUUACGUAAGGAAAUACGCCACAGAAGAAGCACUCAGGGACCAGGAGAAUGGUGGUAAUGGUAAUGGCAUGUCAUCAGACAGUGAAUCCUCGAUGAGUGACUUCAGCGAGGACGAGGCGCAAGACAUGGAGUUGUAACCAAAUAUUCUGCAAUACUUCAUAUCCAUCAAUACAUAAAAAAUCCUCCAAUUACGCCGGUAAACAAAUGGCCAAGAGCAGCUCCUAUAAUUUUUUUUUUCGCAUUAAACAAUAAAUUCAUUAAGAAAGAAAGCGGCGUUUAAUGCUAUUAGCAUUUGAUCUAUCGGCUCAUCAGGGAAUCAACAACAUCAUCGAUCCUGAAAAUGAAUAGAUCAAUUCACGUUGAUUUCCAAACUACUCAGAGGUUCUUUAGAUUAAGUUCACGCGACAGUUUAUUUUUAUGGGAAUAAAUUAUAUUGGAGUUAUUACAUCUUGGUACAUAAUUAGAAGCAAACGUAAUAAUGGCCCCCUUAUUCAUGAUACUUUUAUUAUUCAUCAAAAUUCUAUUUAAAAAUUAAUUAAAAAAUCAUUAUUAUUUUUAGUUUUUUUUUAUUGAUUGAUUGAUUUAUUAGGAUAAUCACAGAUGAGUACGCAUCUCCUGACAUGAGCGACAUUAAAUUACUCUUUUUCUAAUCUUGGGAAUUCUCUGAGAGAAGCCACGAUGUGCUGCACUUGACAUCGGCCAACGAUAUACAGGAAUUAUUCAAUAUACGAAAUACCAUGACUUCAGAAAAUAAUGAACCAUUAUGGAUAUCGGAAUUCCAAUUCGAAUAGACGUAUCGUAAUUUGGUCAUCUAAAAGGAAAAAAGCAGAAUAUUCAGUGAAUUGGCGAUUUUUUUCAGCUGGAUUUGAAAUAUUAACGUGCGCCUAUUCAAAUUGAAGUUCUGAGCCACUCAUCUUGGAAUAAUUUUGGGAGAAAAUGUCGAAAUUAAUUUUAACUAGUAAUAUUCGGAAUGUUUGUGACACGGGGAACAUUGUCCAUUACGUCAAAAAAUUAAAAUUCGAUUCUCAACUAUUUUUUACCUGUCUCAUAAUAAUGUGAUAAUUGGAUUUUGAAAGUAAUGCUCAACUCCCUCGUUGUUUUUCUCCUACAUUUUUUUCGUGAAUUUAAUGAAUCGAUCAAUCAGGCAUACAUAAUUCAAGAGCUGAUCUUCAUUAUUUCAUUAAGUCAAUUCAUGUAUAUUUUUCAAUAAUUAAAAUUGAGAAGAAAAAGAAAAAAAAUCGCUAUCAAUCGAGAUGAUGUCAUUCUACUCGAAGAUCUCACAUAUUUACAAUAUUUUAAUUGAUUACACAAAUUUCUAUUAUAUAGUAAUUGUUAUUGCAGUAAUGAUUGCAUUCAUAUGCCUAGCAGGAAUAACAACUUACUGAAUAAAAAAAAAUAUAUAUAUAUAUGAACGAAGAUGGCGAAUUACAAAUGUAAAAUCUGAAAUUGUCUGGGUUGAACGACAUUUCGUUGAAUAUGAGAUAAAAAUAAUAAUAAUAGGAUAUAGAAUAGGAUGAAAAUUAUUUUUUACAAUUACGCUAGUUACUAGGUGUGGACUGCCUUGGAUAUUUCACCAAUGUUUUUCUGUCUCCUAAUUCUCCAAAUUGGAAGUAGGAUUGUUUUUCGUGAAGGAAAUACAAUGUUUCGACUGUAUUUUUUAGGCAGGGGGAUAGGAAAAUGAAAAUUGAAUUUUUGCGUUGGAAAGAUGGAAGAGAGUAAGUGCCAUAGAAAAAUGAAAAAUAAUUUUUUGAGUAAAUAAAUAAAAUGUAUCCAGGGGUCUGCGCCGUGAAUCCUCCACACCUCUGUUUUCAAAUGCACAACGCGGUGUUAUUGUCCAGUGAUGGAGAAGGAGAUUUAGAAGAAUGAUAGUGUCUGAAAUGGUGAUGCUAUUAAGGGUGAAUUCGUAUUCGCAUUAACGAAAAAGAAAGCAGAACAAAAUGAAAUAAAAAAUAUAUAGAAAUAAUAACAAGGAACACACACUAUCCUACUAUAAAUAUUUAUAAGUGCAUAAAAUACAAUAAAGGAGAAACGAUAAAAUUAUAUUAUAACGAGUCAAAGGUGAUUAAAGUGAAUGAAAUUUUUUGGUACAAUAAACACAAAAUAAAAACAACAAAAACAUUGUCGUAAGAUUCCUUCAAUCGAUUAUUACGAUCAUCAUUCUGAUUGUAAAUUAGGAAUUGAAUUUCCAAGACAAAUAAAAGUUCAAAAUAUA